AGUGAUCACCUGCUCAUUUUGCAUAAGCACUCAGUUACUCAUAGUGGGAUAACCCUAAUUAAAAAAAGCUAAUGACUUAUUUUAACUUUAAAUACUAAUGGUGCAUACAAAAUAUCAUCAGUUAUUGAAACGGUUUGGAACCUAUAACUAGUUGUUCUGAUUUAUUGAUCGGUCUAAUCCAAAUCCAAGAUGAUUUACAAGAUUGUUGCCGUUAGCAUUUUCUUGGGACUCGUAUUAGCCGAUCCUGUGCCAGAAAUUUCUUCUUCCUCAGCCAAGGAAAUGGGGUUCUUAUCAACUUUAAUUCAUGCUGGGGAAUCACCAAACCAGUCUUCAGAAUUAGCAAGAAUUGAACCUUCACUCGUAUUAGACCUCAUCAAUGCAGCUAUAGGCUACAAAUCUUCAGCGCUUCUGAUCGCUGUGGACACCAUCGAGUGGCUGGUGUCCAAAUCCGUCAUAAUAGUUUUCGGGGCCAUCCUCACCUUCGGGUUCUGCAAGUUGACCGAAAAGUGCAACUGGGACUGGGAGCAGUACGUGCCGGUCGCGCAGUUCCGCAGCUUAGCCACGCCCGAGCGUCUGGCGAGGGCCGAGAAGUUCCUGGUUACUGCUGUAGAGAAAUACGCGGAAAAAAAGAAAGGUCAUCGUUCCGUGAAUUCGUUGUAGUUAAAUAGGUUCAAAUAUUUAUUGUAUUUAUUAAAACAACACCUUCAAGUA
Cydia fagiglandana is the source of this 711-nucleotide messenger RNA. RefSeq lists its product as uncharacterized. The transcript is spliced from 4 exons. Bases 190 to 660 code for a protein of 156 amino acids. Lineage: Eukaryota; Metazoa; Arthropoda; Insecta; Lepidoptera; Tortricidae. The record is from RefSeq and is a predicted model, not a curated record.